AUGGUAUGGAGUCUAAUGAAGCAUAUAGAGCUUCCUUCUAGGAAGAGAGCUAAACCCAAUGGUGAUGGAGGUCCAUCAGAGUCGAUUAACCUUGGUGAUCAUUCUGAAAAGGUGCUAAGUGAAAUGAUUGGAGUAAGCACUAACAUCACGCAACAAAGAGAAGAAAGGCAUAAAAAAGAAGCUGAAGUAAGAGAAUCUGAGAAGAGAAAGAAUAACAUUUGGGAUGCUAUCAAAGAGAUUCCUGAUUUGGAAAAAAGACAUUCAUACCUUGAACAUGAAAGAUGUCUUUCUUAA
Molecule: messenger RNA, 294 nt
Organism: Eruca vesicaria subsp. sativa (arugula)
Lineage: Eukaryota; Viridiplantae; Streptophyta; Magnoliopsida; Brassicales; Brassicaceae
Source: the annotation of a GenBank genome assembly